AGCCCACUUGCCACCUAUCAAAAAAAAAAAUUAAAAAUUAAAAAACCCUAACCAUCGGCGGCCUUCUUCAUCUUCUCAUCUGCGAUUCACGAACGGCCACCACCACCGUCCUCCUUCAUCAUUCGGCGAUUCACGAACCACACCACCACCUAACCAUUCGGCAUUCAAGGAUAAAGUACGUAUACAACCAUGCUUAAUAUUGCGACCACAUUUUGCAAGCGACUGAAUGUCAAGGAUUUGGUGACCAAUGUUCCUGUAUAUAGCAGUUUUAGUGAUGGAGCUACUGCUGGAUUAAACUUAUUAUUCAGACGUUGGGCUACCAAAAAGACAGCUGGAUCGACUAAAAAUGGACGAGACUCAAAACCCAAGAAUCUUGGUGUAAAGAAAUUUGGUGGGGAGAGAGUUAUUCCCGGUAACAUUAUUGUUCGUCAACGGGGCACUCGGUUUCAUCCUGGAGAUUAUGUGGGAAUAGGGAAGGAUCACACUCUUUUUGCCCUUAAAGAAGGCAAUGUCAAGUUCGAAAAGCACAAGCUGAGCGGACGUAAGUGGGUGCACGUUAUACCAAAGGAUGGGCACGUUCUGCAUCCUGUUUAUGCAACUACUUCUACUUCUCCACAAUUGAAGACAACAGCAUAAUCUUUGGUGCUCUGUUGAUGAACAUGAUCGUCAAUGGUAUAAAUUUUAAGCAAAGUCGAUUCCCUAGGGAGGAGGAGGGGGGGUUGUAGGCAGUCUCUUUAAGAGACGUUUUUAAUGUUUAUCAUUUCUUUUUCUGGAAAGCCUAUUGGAUUUCACUUUAACCAAUAUGGAUACGAUGGAUGUCCGCUUCUAGCUCGAUGUGCUUAAAAAUGGGAUUGAUGAAGAGAGAAAUUUCCCUUGUAAUUAAGUUGCCUCUUUUAAGUAAGUCAAGAUGUGCGAAGAAUUAUAGGUAUACUCUCGAGGGAAUUUUAGGUCCUCUUUUAACCUCCUCCCCCUUACAAGGAAUAUUUUCUUUCUUGACAUUUCAAAUAGUUGGUUUAAUAAUAUCCAAUGUCCAUCAUAACAUUAGUCUUUACAAAUCAA
Messenger RNA from Cucumis melo (muskmelon), 1059 nucleotides. RefSeq lists its product as uncharacterized. Gene Ontology annotation, molecular function: structural constituent of ribosome. NCBI's taxonomy places the organism in Eukaryota, Viridiplantae, Streptophyta, Magnoliopsida, Cucurbitales, Cucurbitaceae. The record is from RefSeq and is a predicted model, not a curated record. The coding region runs from base 190 to 636 and encodes 148 amino acids. The transcript has 4 exons. Gene Ontology annotation, biological process: translation. Gene Ontology annotation, cellular component: ribosome.